Podospora bellae-mahoneyi is the source of this 1005-nucleotide messenger RNA. RefSeq lists its product as uncharacterized. Gene Ontology annotation, cellular component: nucleoplasm; nucleus. NCBI's taxonomy places the organism in Eukaryota, Fungi, Ascomycota, Sordariomycetes, Sordariales, Podosporaceae. Gene Ontology annotation, biological process: U4 snRNA 3'-end processing; termination of RNA polymerase II transcription; rRNA processing. Gene Ontology annotation, molecular function: ribonuclease III activity. The record is from RefSeq and is a predicted model, not a curated record. Bases 1 to 1005 code for a protein of 334 amino acids. The transcript has a single exon.
AUGUCCAAAAGAAAAGCGCCCGCCGCCACCAGCCCGCCCACAAUCCAGGACACCUCCGCCCGCGCCCCCAAACGCCAAAAACCAUCCUCCUCCUCAGCGCCGACCCCCUCCACCUUGGCCCCAGAAUUCUCCCCCAUCACCCUCUGCACAAAAUGGACAACCCCCACCCUCCCCUCCCACCUCCCCCCCUUGCCCCCCAUCCUCUCCCCCACCCUCGAAACCGCAGCGCUCACCCACUCCGGGCAAAAAAAAUCCCCCUCCGACCUCUCCUACGAGCGCCUAGAAUGGAUAGGCGACGUCUACCUCGAGCUCAUCGCCUCGGAGCUCAUCUUCGCCACCUUCCCCUCCAUCCCCGAAGGCGAAAUGUCCCGCCGUCGCGAGCUCCUCAUCCGCAACUCAACCCUCUCCGCCUUUUCGGUCCGGUACGGCCUUGACAAGAGAGCAAACUUCCCCAGCGAGUUCAAUCUGACAGGCAGACCGAACGGCAGCACGGCCCACGCCAAAAAGAAGGAGAAGGCCCUGGCGGAUAUUUUUGAGGCGUAUGUCGGGGGGGUGAUAAGGUCUGAUCUUGUCAAUGGGUACAAAAAUGCUGUGGUUUGGUUGAAGGCGUUGUGGGGACCGUUGUUGAAGGCGGAGAUCAAGGUUGAGGAGGGCGGGGGACGGAUGAUUGACAAGGAGCAGAAUCCGAAGGUGAGGCUGGAGCAGCUGAUCGGGGCCAGUUGUGUCAGGAUUGAGUACAGGGAUUUGCCUGGGACGGGGGAGAGGUUUGUGGAUAAGCAACCGCAAUUUGGGAUUGGCGUGUAUUUCACGGGGUGGGGGGAGGAGAAUCUUUUGCUGGGGGAGGCGUGGGAUUUUGGCAAGAAGAGUGCCGGGCACAGGGCGGCGGAGAAGGCUUGUGGGCAUCCGAUGGUGGUGGGGAGGUUGGUGGAGAGGAAGAGGGCUUAUAUGGCCAAGAGGGCCAUUGAGAGGACGACGGAGGAGGAGGAGGGGAAGGAGCAGGAGUGA